AUUGAAGAGCAUGCGAAAUUGUGUGCUACAUGGAAGUUGAAUGCUGCGCAAAACCACAAGGUAGAAAUUGAGGAUAUUAGGUUUACUCGUGAACGGGAGUCAAUUCUAACUUGCCACUUUCAUUUCUGCAUCCAUCAUACCUCGAGGCAGGAUCAUGUCAUGGGUAAAUUCCAAUUUCAACAAGACGUACAACGGUUUAAGCGGAAAAUUGUUGACCAUCCUGUUUUAAAAGAGGUCGAACCUCUGACGCCGAGGGCAUAUAUUCGCGUUCAGGAAGUACUCACGAACUACAUUCAUGAGCUGAGAAAGAACAGCAUGGCUACCUUCGUCCAUCCUACGCGCCGCGAUAUACUGAAAAAGGCUUACCUGGAAGGGAGAUUUCCACAAAGCGACUUGGUUGAGCCUAUGCCAAACUGGCGCUUUCUCACUACGUUUAAGAGAUUCAACGACAUCAUUAAGGCUCCUCCGCCGGUCCCGUUCAGAGAUAAUAUGGUUUCUUCGGCUCUCACCAGGCUUCCUGAAAUCCUGCCCCCAUUGCGCAUGAAAGCGGAGCUUAAACUCUCGGCAUUGUGUCUGUUGCCCACACCAUCCAGAAUCGGCGGUGGAGAUCAUGACUUUGCCCUCCGUAGACACCGACUGGCAAGCUCGUUCUUCCUUUGUGGAAGAGAAUUGUUUGCCUAUCCAGAGGUUUCCCAUCACGCGUUUUCGAUUAUGUAAGCAUCGCCUGUGCUGGGUGACGCUUCCGUUCUCGAAAAGGAAUACUGGGACAUUGGACAGGGAUCCCGAAUUUCUCGUUAUCAAGGCGCUGCUGUGAUAGUUAGCCUCUGC
This is a messenger RNA of Suillus paluster, 828 nucleotides long. RefSeq lists its product as uncharacterized. NCBI's taxonomy places the organism in Eukaryota, Fungi, Basidiomycota, Agaricomycetes, Boletales, Suillaceae. Bases 160 to 717 code for a protein of 185 amino acids. The transcript has 3 exons. The record is from RefSeq and is a predicted model, not a curated record.